CUCCUGGCCUAGUACCAGUCAAAGCAUAAGAAGAAAAAAUGUCUCCAAAACUGACAGUUUUGUUAGUUAUUUUCUCCCUCCUUUCCCAUACAACAUUUGAGUCGGAUCCAGACCCGGUUCAAGAUUUUUGCAUACCCAACACGAAAUUCAACACUAUUAGAACCACCCGGUACGACAAUCUCCCUUGCAAAAACUCCACAGAGGUGUCACCGGACGAUUUCAUUUUUUCUGGCAUCAAAUCCCCUGGAAAUUUCUCCGACACGGGCCUCUCGACAAUACCCGUUAACCCGACAAAUCUUCCGGGUCUUAACACAUUAGGGAUGUCAUUUGUACGUGCCGAUCUCAAAGUUGGUGGGUUUAAUGCUCCGCAUUUCCACCCAAGAGCCACCGAAAUUGUGUAUGUGGUGCAAGGAAGAGUUUAUUCGGGUUUUGUGGAUUCAACAAACCGGGUUUUCGCUAAGGUGACUGAGCAAGGGGAGGUCAUGGUGUUCCCUAGGGGCCUAGUACAUUUUCAGAUGAAUGUUGGAAAAUCGACGGCUACAAUUUUCGGAAGCUUUAACAGUCAAAAUCCAGGAAUGCAGAAAAUCCCUUCUGUAAUUUUUGGUUCUGGAAUUAAUGAUGAGCUUUUGGAGAAGGCAUUUGGAUUGAGUCCUAAACAAAUUGGAAUGAUGAGGAGAAGGUUCAUUCCGAAAAGGGUGAGGAGUUGAAGGGCAUUUCUGUCAAUUGUGCGAGUUAUUAAUACUAUGUAUGUCUUGUGGGUUUUAUUAUUUGAAUAAUGCUAUAUGUACUAAUUAGUGUACUAACUAGUGUUCUAAUUGAUGAUGUGACAUAAUUUAAAAGGUUUUUGGUAUUUGUAA
This is a messenger RNA of Camellia sinensis, 857 nucleotides long. RefSeq names its product germin-like protein subfamily 3 member 2. NCBI's taxonomy places the organism in Eukaryota, Viridiplantae, Streptophyta, Magnoliopsida, Ericales, Theaceae. The record is from RefSeq and is a predicted model, not a curated record. Gene Ontology annotation, molecular function: manganese ion binding.